This is a messenger RNA of Odobenus rosmarus divergens (Pacific walrus), 1181 nucleotides long. It is a transcript of the gene BATF2, whose product is annotated as basic leucine zipper transcription factor, ATF-like 2. Bases 124 to 951 code for a protein of 275 amino acids. The record is from RefSeq and is a predicted model, not a curated record. Lineage: Eukaryota; Metazoa; Chordata; Mammalia; Carnivora; Odobenidae. Gene Ontology annotation, biological process: regulation of transcription by RNA polymerase II. The transcript is spliced from 3 exons. Gene Ontology annotation, cellular component: nucleus. Gene Ontology annotation, molecular function: RNA polymerase II cis-regulatory region sequence-specific DNA binding; DNA-binding transcription factor activity, RNA polymerase II-specific.
GGGGCGGAGUGGUCACUGGGGAUUUAAAGAGCUGCCACUUCCUUGGGCCCCCAGAGGGCACUGGGAGGUCACAGUGGCAGAGGGACACCCGAACUGAGCCUCUGCCCGCCCCCUGCCUAAGCCAUGCACCUCUGUGGGGGCAGUGGGCUGCUGACCAGGACGGACCCUGAGGAGUGUCAGAGGCUGAAGAAGAAGCAGAAGAACCGCGCAGCCGCCCAGCGCAGCCGGCAGAAGCACACGGACAAGGCAGACGCCCUGCACCAGCAGCACGAGACCCUGGAGAAACACAACCACCUGCUGCGGAAGGAGAUCCAGGCCCUGCAGGCAGAGCUGGUGUGGUGGAGCCGGACCCUGCAUGCACAUGAGCGCCUGUGCCUCAUGGACUCUGCCACCUGGUUGGCUCCAGUGACCCCUGGCUGCUGGGGCCAGACCGAGCGUCCCCCGGACUCCAUGCUCCAUGGACAACAUGGCUGCCAGGAGCAGCUGGGCCUGUUUCAGACCUCAGUCUCUUCUCCCUCGGCUCACCGGCUCUCUCCAGAUCCACAGCCUCAUAGUUCACCUGGCCUCCCCCUGUCCCCUCUGCCUUCUCUGUCACUUGACUCCACUCAGGUCACCGCAUCUCCUGCCCAACUGUCCCCCAGCCCUGUCCAGUCAGCCUCGCUCACUGGCUCCAGCCUGCCAAGGCCUUCCUCCAAGCUCGACACCCUCCUGCCCGGUCCCCCAGCCCAACCCACCCCUCUACAGCCCCUUGUGAUGGAGCACCCCACCAGAGGGAAGCCUGGGUCCUCACCUGACAGCCUCUCAACUGCCCUGGGGCUGGCCUGCCUGCAGGGUGGGGAGUACAAGCCUGCGGCCUUAUCGGCAGCAGAUCAGCAAGGGCUGGGUGUGGAUCCCAGCCCUCACCCACUCUUGGCUUUCCCCCUGCUCUCCUCUGCUCAAGUCCACUUCUAACCCAUCCCUGGGAGCCGAGCUAGCCCCUUCCUUGGACUGAAGUAGCAGCCUCAGCACACUGGCAUCUCCUCCCUUACCAUUGGAGGUUGCCUUUCUUGGCUGACCAGCUGGCCCAGCAUUUCACCAGGAAGAGAACGUCAUCACUGCUGCCCAGCACUGCCAGGCCCUGUCACCGCCAUUAUUUUAUUUCAACUUCAUGGUCAUUCUGCAAAAUCCAGAUGAUCACACCA